This is a messenger RNA of Gaeumannomyces tritici R3-111a-1, 2651 nucleotides long. RefSeq lists its product as hypothetical. The record is from RefSeq and is a predicted model, not a curated record. Gene Ontology annotation, biological process: DNA-templated transcription; regulation of DNA-templated transcription. Lineage: Eukaryota; Fungi; Ascomycota; Sordariomycetes; Magnaporthales; Magnaporthaceae. The coding region runs from base 283 to 2511 and encodes 742 amino acids. Gene Ontology annotation, molecular function: zinc ion binding; DNA binding; DNA-binding transcription factor activity, RNA polymerase II-specific. Gene Ontology annotation, cellular component: nucleus. The transcript has 6 exons.
CCCCCCCCCCUUUAUUCCCGAGCACGUCCGACAGACAGGAAGGAGCAUCCAUCAUCCAAGCCAACCCGCACACAACAUCCACCGUCGCACGGGAGGAGGCGGGCCUCAGGUCGAGGUCCACGUUCGGGGUCUCGGCUGAGGUGUCUCGGGGAGGAAGAGGCGAUCCCCCCUUGUGACGGGGGAGUCGGCUGCCGCAUGUGAUCCGAGAGCGUUCGCCGCCACUUUUUCGGUCGCUGGCUGGCUGGCUGGCUGGCUGGCUGGCUUGUUUCGCCCGUCUGCCAGAUGUCUGUCCAACAUCCGACGCUGCCGCCGCUCCAGCAGCAGCAGCAGCAGUUGAAACAGGAGCCGCCGCCGCCACUCCCACAGCUGCACCUUCAGCACCAGCAGCAGCAGUCCCUCCCCGUCGGCCCACCCUCGUACGGCGCCCAGGCGGCGGCCCUGACGCCAAGCUCCGGCACCGGCACCUCCCUGUAUGCGUCCCCCUCCCCAAGCGCCCUCAGCUUCUCGUCGUCGCACCACCACCACCACGCCGUGGGGAGCAGCGCCGGUGGGGCGGCCGGCAGUAGUCAGCACCACCGCCACGGUCUGCACCAGCACCAACAGCAGCGCCAGCAGCGCGUCGGCAGACUGGUCUCGGGCGGCACCCCCUCGACCGCGGGCGAGGGCAGCAGCGUGACCGACCCGCUCGAGGACCACCACGACAGCGGCAGCGGCAGCGUCCAUGGCGGCGGCGCCGGGUCGUCCCGCCGCGCUGACGCCGCGGGCAGCAGUGACAGCUCCACCGCCGCGCCCGAGGAGCAGCAGGCUGAGGGCUCCGCCGCCCUGCGCAUGAGGAAGAAGCGCAACAAGCCGACGCUCUCAUGCUCCGAGUGCGUCGAUAGGAAGACCAAGUGUGACAGGGGAAGGCCUCGAUGUCUUGCGUGCAUCAAACGGCAGACGACAUGUCGGUACGCAUUUGUUGCCAACCUGAUUGAGGAGACGGGAAGGAGCUCUGGAAAUGGCUUCCGCAUGCUCAAAGCCCCUGCUAAGAAGCGGCGCUCCGACUCCCUGGCUUCGCCCGUGUCGGCCACCAAGGCCACAGCUGACCGCGGCGGCCUGCCUACGCCUGCGCCUGCGGGCUCCAAGGGCGCCAUAGCGCUUUCUACCGGCCUUCUUUCAAACAUACCCUAUUCUCACCCCACGGCCUCAAACGUCUUCGGCGUCGGGACCGAGCACCCUUUUGCCAACUAUUGGACAUGCCAGGGAGGCCUCCGCGAGGUCGUUGCCUUCAUGCCAGACAAGCAACAAGCCGACGCCCUCUUGUCACGCUACUUUGAAUGCGUCGACCCGGUGUACCCUAUGCUGCACCGCCAGACUUUCUAUGCCGACUACGAACACUACUGGUCCAUGGCCCAGGCGGAGCGAGAGCGGACCGAUGCCGACUUUGUCUCGCUGCUGUUUGUCAUGCUGGCCUUGGGCACGCAGUUCGUCAUCGCCUCGUCUCCAACCGAGAGGAAACAGACGGCCGAGUUCUACGCUUCAGCGAGCAACCAAGCCCUGCGCGUGGGCUCAUACCUGAAUCGGGCGUCCAUGCGCUCUGUCCAGGCCAUGGUUCUGCUAACUUAUUUCCUCAUAAACGAUAACCACGCAUCUGACGGAUGGGCCUUUGCCGGCAUCCUCAUGAGGCAGGCAUACGCGAUAGGACUGCACAGGGACCCUAACAUAGUCAUGCCGGAUGCAUCCAUCUUUGAGAAGCAACAACGACGGAAGCUGUGGCAAGCAGUGCUCUUGCAAGACACGUUUCUUACGGUGCUGCUGUCGCUCCCACCAACAGCGACGCAUACCGACGUCAACGUGGACGACCUGAUGGAGGAUGAGUCGUCAAUAGCCAACAGCAACCCCCUGGACAACGCAUACAUCCGGGGCUCCUGGACGCUUGCAAACCUCGUUCAAGAGACCAUCUGCUCCCCGCGAUCGCUGGACCUGCCCGUGUGCACGACGGUGCGGCACAAGAGCAAGCUGGUGUCGGACUUCAAGGCCGUCUACCGCUCGUUCCCGGACACUUUCCGCAGCUGGGACCCGGAGUCCCUGGCGCAGGAGGCCAGGGCGUCGGCCGCCGGCAAGAGGCUGGUGCGGCAGACCCUGUUCCUGACCAGCAACUACUUCCACAACCUGAUGCUCGUGCACGCCUCCGAGGCCCCCGACGUGCCCGUCAACGUGCGCGGCGCCCUCGACGCGGCGCACCAGGCCAUCACGGCCUUCUUCGUCCUCUUCUCCGUCUUCGACCUGGACGCCAGGGUCUGGUGGGUCUUCAACCACCGCGCCUUCCUCGAGGCCCUCUGCAUCGGCAGCAUCGUCCGCGACGCCGCAAAGGAGCCCGACGGCGCCGCGACGGUGGCCAGGGAUCCCAUGUUUAUAAGGGCCAAGGACGAUAUCAACCGGAUGAUCGAGAUCAUGCGCUUCAUGGGCGAGGGUGAUAACGGGUCGGAAGUGGCCAAGACGAGGGUGCAGGUCUUGAGUGAGUACUUGUAGUCGGCCUUUUCGGCUCCGUAGGGAUUGUGAGAAGCGCACUGAGAAGAGAGGAGGAGUCUUCUGUAUCUCGGAUUGACUACGUUAAUAGAUAAAGAGCUUUGAUUACUAUAUAGCUUUACCCACGCCAACCUGUUAUGCCC